CUGGAACAGCGACCAAACAUGGCCAGUAAAGUAAUGGACCUCAUCUACUGGAAGGACACAGAGAGAAGUGGCAUGGUGCUCACAGCCUUGGUGGUGGGCUUACUUUCCCUGUUCCAGCUCAGCAUCAUCUCUGUGGUCUCCACCGUCUCCCUGGCAGUCAUGUGCUUCACCAUCUCUGUACGCAUCUACUACCUGUUUCUCCACGCUCAGCUGGGGGACGGAGAACAUCCUUUCAAAUCAUACUUGGAUCUUGACAUCAGUUUAAGGGGAGAGCAGGCUGACAUCUACAUGCAAAAAGCCAUUGUUCUGGCUCUGUCUGCUGUUGAUGCCCUGAGGAGGCUGUUUUUUGUAGAAAAUCUUUUUGAAUCCCUCAAGUUCCUGUUUCUGAUGUACCUUGUCACAUAUCUGGGAGGCCUUUGCAAUGGCCUCACCAUCCUCAUCAUCAGUGUGAUUGCUCUCUUUUCUUUACCCCUUUUCUACGAAAGACGGCAGGAGCAAGUGGAUGGCUUUAUUGGAAAAAUUCAGGCCCAAAUUGACAGCGUGAAGGACUUUCUGCGAAGACUUGCCCAAGGCGGCGGCCCUCCUCUUGAUACAACUCCUGGUGGUGCCAAGCCUAAAACCCAGUAAAGUCUUAAGGACAUUUAGGAGAAGCUACCCGAGUUGCAGAUUGCCACUCAAUGUCUUACUCAGCAGUCUGUCCCUUAGACCUCCAGCAGAUGGCGCUGCAGAAACUGGGAACCUGAAGAAAAGAGCAGUGAUGUUCUGUGUACUAAGACUGUGUCUCAUUUCUAGAGGUUAGAGGAUGGCUCUCAGACGCUCUUAAGGUCAAGUAAGAGUUAAUGGAUUCUGGGUGAAAACAAUCUGGUAAGAUAAUUUUUGCGUUACAAAGGAGAUUCGAUGAGCAUCUUAGAGCUCUUGUACUAAUGUGCUAAAGAACACGAGUGAGAAUUUCUCACCCCGACUUGAUGAGUCAGGUGAUUUAACGUAUUUGAGAGAACAAUAACAGGGAUCAUCAUGGCAGCAUAAAAUGACCACAUCUACUUCUUCUUCUUCUUUCAGAUACAUUUUCAUCCUCACAACUGUUUAUCUGCAUGAAUGCCAGUGUAUUGAUUUGAAUGUGUGCGUCUGCUCUGACAAAUUUACUGAAUAUGAAUCUGUUGACCCAACUAAAACAAAUUUCUUCUUUAUUUCUAAAAUGUACUGUUUGUUGUCACCCCAGCUGUCAUUCUCUUUCCUUUACACUUCUUCUGGGACUUUGGUUUUUUGCUUCGCCUGUCUAGGUGCAGCAAGAAAGCAGAAAGACAGAUGAGAUUUGCAAUAAUUUUGCUCAAUGCGAUGCACCUGAACUGGAAGCAAAAUCAUGUUCUCAUAAGUUCUGACGUGAUGUUUUAGUUGCUGUGUGUUUGUUUAGUGAAAGGUUUAAGAUUUUAAACAGUCCUCCCAGUCUCUUAUUGUGCUCUUCUCCAGAUGUUGAUGAACUCUGAAAAGUUGAGCAAGCGACAUACAGCAGGUGCCUUUCUGACCGCAGGUGCAUGAUAUCAUCACAGUACUUACAGCAACCAUGUCUCUGACCAUCAACUCACACAGAAUGCUGUUUUGUGCGAUUACCUUAUUAUAUAUACACUUGUGUACGCGGAAUCUUAAAUCUUAAACAAAAUUGUAACAAAAUCAGUUUCAGGACUCUCAAAAGUAUUCAGGAUGCUCAGCUAUAUAAAUCUAAACUUUCUUUCAGCUAAUGCUUCAAAGCGUCACGUUACUCCCAUGCCUUACUGUUAUCCAGCUCAUGCAUCCUAAAGAGAAGCAAAGACGUGUCAGCAGAUGUAAACUCCAGUAUGAUGGCCUGUAAGCCUCAGACAUGCUGAUGCCUAUAAAUGACCCUCACUAGCUGAAAACUCAUCUUUUCUUUUGUGUUUUGGGCUUCGAGUUAGGAUUAUUGCAGCAUUAUUUCAAAAUGUGUUCAAUGUGUUCCUCUGCAAUGGCGUUUGAAUGUGUGGUGCCUUGCAAAAUCAUUUAUAUCUGCUGGACCUACUCACAUUUUUGCCAAGCUGCAAUCAGAAUCUUCAACGUUUGAUUGGGAUUUUUGAAAUAGACCAACACAGAAUAGCUCAAGCCCAGUUUGAAUGGAUAGAGUAUCUGUGAAUCGUAGUUUGCUACAGAUUCUCCACUGGUUUGAACGUGUGGCGAUUUUUUUGAUCUCAACUGUUUUGUUAUGGCUCUGGCUAUAUGUUUGGAGACAGAAGGUGAACAUCUGCCCCAGCAUUACAGAGUUUUGCAGUCUAAUAUGACAUUUACUGAAAGUCUUUUGUAUUUAUCACUGUUAUCAACACUCAGCAGCUUCCAUCUUAAGGAUGAGGGAAACAAGGACAACUUUUCCGUUAACAGAUUUUCCCGCGAGAGCUGAGGCCCAAAGUUAUCAUGGCUGCUUCUGAUUAAUUUUCUCCUUGUCUGACCUGUGAGUGACCUCCAUGUUUUGAUGGCUUUGCAGUCAUGUCAUUCUCUUUACAUUUUUCAGUCGCUGAGCUAAAUAGCGCAUCGUAAGAGAAAAGCGCAAGCUUAUUUGGUAAGCUAAACCUGAUUAAAGAGCCUCCUCACCUUUGUCCCUGACCUGCCUGCCAUGCUCCUUGGUCUCUGUGAUGUUUUUUGUUUUCUUUCACAUAUUAUAGAUUGCUUCGCAUUGGUCUCUCACAUAAAAUCUAAACAAAUUACAUAAAAAGUGUAGUUAUAAUAUGAUCAAAUUCAGCCUCUACCAUCUUCCCCCACUACAUUGCCUUUCUGCUAGCUUUUUAGAUGUUAGCAUUAAACACAAAGAAUAAUUAAGACUUGGUUUUCCACUUUGCCUCAGCGUCUUUCCUAACACUUUCUCUGGAUGAAUUAAUAUCAGCUCCUGUGCAUAAAAUUAGUACAAGCCAGGUUUACUGACAAUGGUUUUCCUGCGAUUAUGCCUAUAAACAUGUUUGUGUUUCUGGAAUUAAAAUGAGCAUUUCUCCCAAAGCAACUCUUAAUACGUCCUGGUUCAGUCACUUGAUCUAUUGCUACAAUUAAAACAUUAAAAUAUUGUCUUCAUCUUGUGCUCUGUACUUUACGUUUCACCCAGCGUCUCAACCCCUCUGGAUACAGGGUUGUAAGUCCUAACCUGAAGUGACAUUUA
Molecule: messenger RNA, 3148 nt
Organism: Poeciliopsis prolifica (blackstripe livebearer)
Lineage: Eukaryota; Metazoa; Chordata; Actinopteri; Cyprinodontiformes; Poeciliidae
Product: reticulon-1-A-like
Source: RefSeq, a predicted model, not a curated record